Molecule: messenger RNA, 4242 nt
Organism: Melospiza georgiana
Lineage: Eukaryota; Metazoa; Chordata; Aves; Passeriformes; Passerellidae
Gene: LOXHD1
Product: lipoxygenase homology PLAT domains 1
Exons: 25
Coding region: 1-4242 (1413 amino acids)
Molecular function (GO): protein binding
Source: RefSeq, a predicted model, not a curated record
AUGAUGGAUAUUGGAAAGAUCAACCGAAUUCUGAUUGGGCACGAUAACGUGGGUCUGCGGUCCGGCUGGUUCCUGGCCAGUGUCCAGAUCACAGUUCCAGUCCAGGGAAGGCAGUACAUGUUCCCCUGCAACCGCUGGCUGGACAAGGAUGAGGCUGAUGGCAAGGUGGAGGUGGAGGUCUACCCAAGUGAGAUUUUGCCUAUUGAGAAAUUGAUAAACUAUGAGGUGUCUGUAGUCACUGGAAACGUGCGAGCCGCAGGCACCAACGCCAACGUCUUCAUGCAGAUUUAUGGCGAGACUGGCAAAACGGAAUUGAUCAUCUUGGACAACAGAUCCAACAACUUUGAAAGGGGAGCCACAGAUAUCUUCAAGAGAGAGGCUGCAGAUGUUGGCAAGAUUUACAAGAUCCGCAUAGGCCACGACGGGACAGGCAUUGGGGACGGCUGGUUCCUGGAGAGCGUCACGCUCAAGCGCCUGGCCGCCAAAACAAAGGACUCUGAUGAAGACACAAACAAGAAGUCUGAUGUGGAGAAUGAGGAGACCAAGGAGGGAGAAGGAAUGGAUGUCUAUACGUUUGUGGCACACCGCUGGCUGGCUAAGGACGAAGGGGAUAAGGAGCUCGUGGUGGAGCUGGUGCCUGAUGGAGAAUCUGACCUGGAGGAAAAUACAUAUGAAGUCCGCGUCCUCACUGGGACUGUGUGGGGGGCUGGGACGGAUGCUAAUGUCUUCCUGAGCAUCUAUGGCAUGGAAAGAGGAGACACGGGUGAGCGCCAGCUGAAAAGGUCAAAUAACCUCAACAAGUUUGAGAAAGGACAGGUAGACGUGUUCACCAUCAAAGCCAUCGACCUGGGCGAGCUGAAGAAGCUGCGGAUCCGCCACGAUAACACUGGUACCAGACCCAGCUGGUUCCUGGAGAGGGUGGAGAUUACUGACCUCAAGGAGAGCACCACGUAUUACUUUCCAUGCCAGCGGUGGUUGGCAGUGGAGGAAGAUGACGGUCAGAUUGCCAGGGAGCUGGUCCCAGUGGAUGAAGCAUUUGUAAAGAAAGAUCCGGAAAAUGAGGGCCAGUCCCCUGCAACUUUGGGCCUGGAACAGAAAGCUAAAUCCACUACAUACUCAGUGAAAGUGAAAACGGGGGACAAGAAGAAUGCUGGGACAGAUGCCAACGUUUUCAUCAUACUCUAUGGAAGUAAAGAUGAUACAGGGAUAGUCAGCCUAAAGGCCUCAAAGUUUAACAAGAACAAAUUUGAGCGUGGGAAGGUAGAUGAGUUUACAGUGGAGUCUGUGGACAUUGGAGACCUGAAAAAAAUCAAGAUAGGCCAUGACAAUAAAGUUGUUCCUUACGAGAUCACAGUGUACACCAGUGAUAUUUUUGGAGCUGGCACGGAUGCAGAUGUCUUCAUUGUUCUUUAUGGAAGUGAUGGGAUUUGCACUCAGCAAAAAUCCCUGUGCCUCAACAAGAGAGAGCAAAGGAUGUAUUUUGAAAGGAAUUCAGUGAAUCAGUUCAUCGUGGAGCUGGAGGACGUUGGUGACAUUAUUGAAAAGAUCCGCAUCGGACACAACGGCGGAGGGCUGAACUCGGGGUGGCACUUGGACCGUGUGACGAUCCGGAGGCUGCUGCCAAACGGGAAGGGCUCGGAAACUGUCACAUUUCCCUGUGAAAGAUGGCUUGCGAAGUCUGAAGAUGAUGGUGAGACUGUCAGGGAACUGGUGCCAUCUGAUAUCUUUACUGAAAAGCUCAUGAAGGAUGGGACACUCAAGCAAAUAGAGGAAGAAGUUGAAGAACCUUUAGAAGUUCACACCUACAAGAUCAGCGUGUUCACUGGGGAUAUCUACGGUGCUGGGACAGAUGCCAAUGUCUUCCUAAAUAUCUACGGAGACAUGGGGGACAUGGGGGAGAGAAAACUCAGCAAAUCCGAAACAAACUUCAACAAGUUUGAAAGAGGACAGGAGGACACGUUCACAAUACAGGCUGUUGACCUUGGCAUCAUAUACAAGAUCAAGAUUCGCCAUGACAAUAGCAUGAUCAGCCCUGACUGGUUUCUGGAGAAAGUGGAGAUCCUGGAUGAAACCACAGAAGAGUCGUUCGUUUUCCUGUGCGAGCGCUGGCUCUCUAAAAAGAAAGAGGACAAAAAGAUAGAACGGACACUUUACGAGCAGAGCUACAAUGGUGAGCGGAACAGCCUGGAUGGAGCCUCGCUCAGUGUGUCCAGCCAGGACAGCAAUGCCAACACGAAGGAGCCCAAAAAGUCCAGCCUGGUCAAGGCAGCAGAGGAAGGCUCACUGAUCCCGUACCACAUCACCGUCACGACGGGCACGGAGUACGACUCCAGCACCGACAGCCGCGUGUUCAUCAUCAUCAUGGGCCCGCAGAAGCUGCGGACUGAGAGGCUGUGGCUGGAUCUCCCAGAAGGAAAGGACGAAUUUGCAGAUGGCUCUGUGGAGAAAUUUUCAGUUUGGGGCCUAGACGUUGGGGAGAUCAAAAAAGUGGAGGUGGGGCAUGAUGGUGCUACCCCCGAGAGCUGCUGGAUGAUGGAAGAGCUCACCAUUGUCGUGCCCACCAAAGGCGUCAUGUACAACUUUGUCUGCAAGUGCUGGCUGGCCAGAGACAAAGGGGACGGGCUCACCUCACGGAUCCUCAACAUCCUGGAUGCAGAAUGUGUUAACGUCGGCAUCAAGAUCCUCUACGAAGUCACGGUUGUGACCGGAGACAUCGAAGGAGGCGGCACCGAUGCCAAUAUUUUCAUGACUGUCUUUGGAUCCAAUGGGAACACUGAGGAGCUGCUGCUGGAAAAAAAUGGGGACAGGUUUGAGCGGGGCCAGGAGGACAGUUUCAUCAUGGAGAUCGCCGACAUCGCGCCCCUCAGGAAGAUGAGGAUCCGGACGGAUGGGAAGGGGACGCGCCCGCACUGGUUCAUGGAAAGGAUCACCCUAAAGAACCUUACUAACCAAGAAGUGGCCACAUUUACCUAUGGGGAUUGGCUGUCCAAGCUGAAAAAUGCCACGGGAAGCCUGGUGUGUGAGAUGCCAGCUGUCAUAAACGACGAGCAGAUGAUGGAGGACACCACGUACACUCUUCAGGUUAAAACCAGUGACAUUGGAGGAGCAGGCACCGACGCCAACGUGUCCUUGAUCCUCUUUGGGGAGUACGGGGACAGCGGCACCCUGCCUCUGAAGGAGUCCAACAAGUCCAACAAGUUUGAGAGGAACCAGAUGGAUGAAUUCAGCUUCUCUGAAAUGCUGAGCCUGGGAGAUCUCUGCAAAGUGAGGAUCUGGCACGACAACAAAGGAAUUGCCCCAGGCUGGCACCUGGAAUACAUUGAUGUGACGGACUCUGCCAUGGACAAGACGUUCCGGUUCCAGUGCGAUCGCUGGCUAGCGAAGGGUGAGGAUGAUGGGCAGCUCAUCAGGGAGCUGGCCUGUGCCAACAAUGACAUCCUGGAACUGAAGGAACGGACUGCCUAUGAGAUUCUCACAGUAACCAGCGACAGGGAGGAUGCAGAUACUAAGGAAAACAUCUGGAUCAUCCUGGAAGGGAAGAUGGGCCGCUCAAAGGAAUUCCUCAUGGAAAACUCUUCCAAGAAAAGAAGGUUUGAAAGGGGAGCGACUGACACGUUCCAGUUUUCUUCGAAGAACGUUGGUGAUAUUGCAGCCAUCUGUGUUGGUCACUGCCCAAAGGAUGGGAAGAAGUCAUCUGCAAAAGCUGAUGUCUUCUGGCACGUGCAGGAGAUCAUUGUGACGGAGAUGGAGCUUUGCAACAAGUACUUCUUCAGGUGCAACGCGAAGAUCCCUCUGCGCUACAAGCGGCGAGACUACAAAGUCUUCGAGUGUGCCAAGGUCACCGAGAGCUUUGCCAGCAAAGCCCGGAGCCUGGUGCCAGUGAAAUACGAGACCAUCGUGGUCACGGGCUUCGAGAAGGGCGCGGGCACCGACGCCAACGUGUUCAUCACCAUCUACGGCCUCAACGGCGACUCGGGGCGGCGCGCGCUCCGGCAGAAGUUCAGGAACCUCUUCGAGCGGGGCAAAACCAGCAGGUUUUACCUGGAAACGCUGGACAUGGGGGAGCUGAAGAAGGUCAAGAUUGAGCACGACAACAGCGGGCUGGCUCCGGGCUGGCUGGUGGAGAGGGUGGAGAUCACCAACUCGGCCACUGGCGUCACCACCAUAUUUCCCUGUGGGAAGUGGCUGGAUGAAAACCGAGGGGAUGGGUUAAUCUGUAGGGAUCUUUUUCCUAGGUACUGA